Messenger RNA from Durusdinium trenchii, 1478 nucleotides. The record is from the annotation of a GenBank genome assembly. NCBI's taxonomy places the organism in Eukaryota, Dinophyceae, Suessiales, Symbiodiniaceae.
CUGCGGCUUUGACGGCAUGGUGCAGUUCUUCCGGUCACCCCGACCUGCAGGCCGUGUUGUCCGGAGCUUCCGGUAUUGCACAAGCGGGAGCAUUUCGAUUCGAGGUGGUUUCUGGGUUCUUCCGCAAUUGUGUGGCCGUUGGGCUCAAGUCUGGAUGGAAUACGAAAUUUGUGCUGAUUGACAUUGACAUCGACUGCGAAAGUGCAGCUUGGAUGCCGGCUGUCUCAAAUUUGCAGGCCGAGUCCACCCCAAUGAUUGGAGUGGAGGGUGAUUACGUGGCUCCGGCAGCGCGUGACACCUACUUCGAGAAUGAGCCCAAUCUCAUCGCCCCCUUUGACUUCGACUACGACUUAAUUGUCGACUUCACCGCAAAGCUGAGAAUGGCGCAGAUGGCCCUCUUGCCGCCCCUGUGGAUUUCUUGCUGUUGCUGCUAUCCAUGCUUCUUGCAGAAGAAUGUGGAAUGGGACACACGAUCUCAGCACGUGGCCUUGACCAUUGAUGGCAUCCGGUAUGUGAAGGAAAGAAGGAAGACCUGUUGUGGACUGCCUUGUACUGACAAGGGCAGGGAAAGCAAGACGGUUCCCUACGACAAGAUUACCGACUGCGACGUGCAGGAGCCAGCUGGAACUGCGUGCUGCUGUUGCAUCGAGAAUGUGCUGUCGAUGGUCCAUAUUGACACUGCCUCCAGCGAGGUGGGUGGUGAGGGUGGCGUGAAGCAUGAGUUGGAGCUUCAUGGUCUUGUAGAUGCACAUGCCUUCAAGCAUUCCGUGUGGGCCAUGAAACGUCGUGUGGCCCCCAGUGGCGCCAAUGUGCCCAUGCAGACUGGACGGCCACUGAGCUCCCCCAGUCAGAUGGAGAUGCACACGGCUCUACUCACGGAGAUCAGAGAUGAACUGAAGCUUUUGAAUCAGAAGAUGGAUAAGAAAUGACAGAAGGCCACAUUUCUGCACUGCAAACCACACUGCUUUCCAGCUUCCGAGAGAUUGGGUCUACCCACAAGACCGUCUACUGACUCAGAGCUCUCAGAGUCUCUUCCAGUGUGUUGCAGGCAGAGUGGUUGUGUAUAUAUCUUUGCCGUUCGAACUUUGCGGCCGUUUGUGGCCUGUGUUUGAAAGCUCAGUUGCAGCAGUUGCUUCCUCAUCAGCCAUUUGGAGUACUUGGCUCAGGCAAGUGGGGGACAAAAACGCGCUACUGGUGGCAAGCUUGAAGCGGGUUGAUUGGCUCAUGUUGGCGACUUUCCUGUUUUCUAGCUGGCACAUUCAAUUGCUACUGGCACGUUGUGGUCUUGCAGAAGCAACACAUGGAGACCAACGUAUUGGGAACGUAAUUGGACAUGUGGUACAGUACAGUACUAUAUUAUGUACCAAUGACUUAGGACUUGUUGGUACCAAUGACAUCCAAUGACACGGGUAUCCUAUGUCAGUGGCGGGUAGUAUAUGUAUGUUGAUAUGCUCGCGCUGCGAUUGUAUCAGAUAUGC